AUGAUAAAAGAUUCUUCAAUUAAGAAUACCUUAGGUUAAGAGUAGGAUUUUUACCAUAAAAAGCCUUCAGAAAUAUAGUUGAUGAAUGAAAAUAAAACUUUGAAGAAAGAAGUGGCAUUUUUAGACAACAUUAACCUCAGAUUAGGCAAAGAAUUAACUGAAUUGCAAGUCAAGUUUAACAUUCAUCCUGGAUAAUUUAAACCUUUUAGACCAGAAGAUACAGGAUUAGACUAAUCAAAAUUUGCUUAUGUUAAUAGAGAGCUUUCAUUCUUAGAGCCAUUACUCAAUGCUUACGAUGACAAAAUACAAAAAAUGGAACGUCUUCUUGAAACUGUCUAUGAUGAUUUUCGUGAUAUGGAAAAGAAGGCAGAUUAUCUCAUUCAAGAUAACAAUAAUUUGCGUGAAUAAUUAGAAUAAAAAUGCCAACUUAUCUUAAGCAUAUACAAGGAUGGUCCUAUUAUAGAUAACAUGGGAAAUGCUUUUUUGAAACUGGAACGUGAUGAUCUUAAUGAAAGAAUCAAUUUACUUUCUGAAGAGAAUAAAGAACUUUUUGCUAAAUUCCAAGAAAUAUCAAGCAAAUACAAUGAAAUGAAUAGAAGAUAUGAAGAUUAGCUUGCAGCAGCACAAAAGUCUUUAACUUAGCAUUCCGAAAUAUCUGAACACUGCAAAAAGUUAUAAAUAGAAUAUGAUUAAAUCAAGCACUAGAAAGAUGUCUUGGAAAACAGACUUAAAUAAUGCAUUGAAUCUUAGGCAUUUGCUGAAGGAGAAAAAUCUGACUUGUAAAGCAAGCUAAACAGAACUGAAAAUGAAAUUAAGAUUUUAAAGACUUAGGUUUCAAAUCUUAAGAGAAACAGCGGUGAUAUGGAAGAAAAAAAGAAUAAUGAAAUCGAGUAAUUAAAACGUGAAGUUGAUUAAGUAAAAACAAAGGAUAGAGAGUCUUUCUAAAAGCUAAUAACUAUGGAGAAAGAGCUUGACUUCAUCAAAGACGAAAACCGUAGACUUCUCAAAGAAUCUGAAACAUUAAAAAAUUAACAAGAAGAAAUGAUGAGAAUGAUGGACAACUAUCAAAGUAAAAUUUAAACUUAUGAAAAAAAAGAAGAAAAUAACGGUAAGCUUUAGAAAGAACAAAGAGAAAAGCUAUAAGAAGCUCUUCUUGAAAAAGAUAAAGCUGUACUAAGAGAAUAGCAAAUAGAAAAAACCUUGAGAACUUUGAAUGAAAACCACAGACAAGAAUUAAAUGAAAUCAAAGAGUAAUAUGAAAGGUUAGUAGAUACUUUAAAGCAAAACCAUAAAUAAAUUUUAGAAGAAAGAGAAGAUGAAAUUCAUCAAAUAAAUGAAUAGCUUAACAGCGCUAACUUUAUUAAAGACAAACUAUAGAAAGAAAAUAACACCUUAUAAUAGGAAUACAAAAAGAUAACUCAUUCCCUUGGUAAUGAAUAUGGUGGUAAUCAAAAAGACUAAGUUGCUGAGUAUGAACGUCGUAUCAGUGAGUUAGAAGAGAAGCUUUAGCUUGCUGAAUAAUACCACAACGACAGACUUCAUAGCUUAUAAAUGGAAAAAGCAUAAAUCGAAACUUCUUAUAAAAAUUAACAAAAUAUUAUUAAUGAUUUGAAAUCAAGCAACGAAAGAUACAGAUAAGAGGCUUAAAAAUAUUAGAUGGAAAAUGCUUAAAUGAGCUCUAAGGUAAAUGCAAGCCAAAAAGAAAGACAAACUAUUUUAGAAGAAAUAAAUAAAACUAAAAAGCUCUUUGAAAAUAAGUUAGACUAUGCUUAGAACUAAUUUAAUUUUAAGAUGAAAGAUAUUCAAGAUUAACUUAACGAAUCCUUGAAAAGAGAGCGUACCACUAGAGAAAAAGCCAUUGAACUUUUCCAAGCCCACGAAAGAGCUGAAGAUAAAAUGAAGUACGAGUAUGAGUCAAGAAUAAAGGAGCUUGAUAAUUUUGUUUAAAAAUUGCAAGAAGAAAAUAAGGUGCUUCAAUAAAAGGUUAGAAAGAUCGUAGGUGAAUAUCCCAGCAAAGAUAAAUGA
This is a messenger RNA of Tetrahymena thermophila SB210, 2025 nucleotides long. RefSeq lists its product as hypothetical. The record is from RefSeq and is a predicted model, not a curated record. Gene Ontology annotation, cellular component: centriole. Lineage: Eukaryota; Ciliophora; Oligohymenophorea; Hymenostomatida; Tetrahymenidae. The transcript is spliced from 9 exons. Gene Ontology annotation, biological process: clustering of voltage-gated sodium channels; cilium assembly.